Molecule: messenger RNA, 621 nt
Organism: Polyodon spathula (Mississippi paddlefish)
Lineage: Eukaryota; Metazoa; Chordata; Actinopteri; Acipenseriformes; Polyodontidae
Product: 39S ribosomal protein L34, mitochondrial-like
Exons: 2
Coding region: 102-497 (131 amino acids)
Biological process (GO): translation
Cellular component (GO): ribosome; mitochondrial large ribosomal subunit
Molecular function (GO): structural constituent of ribosome
Source: RefSeq, a predicted model, not a curated record
CUCGACCAAUAGCCGCGCUCCGUAUCGUUGUUGUGCUCGUGUUGUGGUUGCGGCGUGACAUUGCGGAGUUUCAUGAAGUAAAUAUUGUGUGCGAGUUUAUAAUGCGUUUCUUUUUCAGGCAAACGCAGUUAUUGCUGAGAGCGGUUAAGAGUAACCCGGGCAGGGUUCUCCUGCAGCAGCAUUUUGCUCCCGCUCCCUGCCUGCCCAGACCAGCAUGCAGCUGGAUCCUCACUCGGGCAGCAGCAGAGCGCCCGGCUGUGCCGUGCGGCAGGCUUAUGGGGCACCGUGAGGGGGGAGGGGUGCUCCAGCAGCUGGGCGGGACAGCGCUGCCCUGGAGCCAUCAGCAGGUCCGCACCCGCAAGAGGGGCACGGAGUACCAGCCGAGCAACAUUAAACGCAAGCGCACCCACGGCUGGAUCAGGAGGAUCAGCACGCAGGGGGGCAUCGAGGUGAUUCUGCGCAGGAUGCUCAAGGGCAGGAAGUCACUCACACACUGAGCUCUGGACUCUGCAAGGUUCAGAUCCCGCUGUCCUGGAUCGUCCCUGUUCAGAUUCCUACUGUUACGCCAUGUACUGUAAAGACCUCUUUUGUAAAGAAUAAUAAACCAGUGUGCAUUUCUUC